Molecule: messenger RNA, 3536 nt
Organism: Trematomus bernacchii (emerald rockcod)
Lineage: Eukaryota; Metazoa; Chordata; Actinopteri; Perciformes; Nototheniidae
Gene: eloa
Product: elongin A
Exons: 12
Coding region: 29-2155 (708 amino acids)
Biological process (GO): transcription elongation by RNA polymerase II
Cellular component (GO): elongin complex; nucleus
Molecular function (GO): protein binding
Source: RefSeq, a predicted model, not a curated record
UCCGGGCGACAGGGUACCAGCAGUAAACAUGGCGGAGGACCUGCUGGAAACAGUGGAUAGACUUCAGUCCCGGCUCCUGGAGAACCCGGAGCCUCGAAAGCUGCUGAAGACUUUGAAAAGACUGGGGGAACUUCCCAUGACAGUGGACAUACUGGUGGAAACUGGAGUGGGGAAGAUUGUGAAUUCUUUUAGGAAACACCAACUUGCUGGAGAGGUGGCAAAAGGUCUCGUUGCCAAAUGGAAGAAACUGGUUCCUCAGUCUGCAGACAGACCCACCAACAGCCACAUCAACGAGGCUCCACGCUCACACAAUAACUCUGAAGUCCCGGAGGCAGCAGGAGGCCACAGACGCACCCGGGAGCCCUCCCCGGAGGAAGCGCCCUCCUUCAUGGAAGAAGAGGAGGAGGAGGAGGAGGAGGAGGAAGAGGAGGAAGAGGAAGAGAGAGGCUAUCACACAAACUACUCGCCCUCUCCCCCCCACCAGGAGCAGUAUACCCCUCCACGGCGGGGAGGCUACCAGUCAGACGAGUGCGAGAGCCCCGAGCACGAACCUGAGCCCGAGCAUGAGCCGAGUCCUCCUCCUCCUCCUCCCCGAAAAGAUGUCCGCCACGUCAAACCAAACAAAGAACCAAUCAAAAAUCACCACCACGGGUCCCACAGCGACAGAAACAGGGACAGAGACGAGGAGCGGCGGCAACGCCAUGCAGAGAUGAGUAGUGAUCGAGGAGGAGGAGGAGAAGGAGAAGCCGAUGAAGCCGAUGAAGGGAGGAAACGCAGCGCCGACAGAGAGCGACAGCAGAGUCCGGUACAGAAGUCUGCAAAGCACAGCAGGAAGUCCACCACACAGGAGGGCAAGAGGGAGGAGAAGAGGGAGGAGAAGAAGAAGGGAGGAGAUGAGGGGCAACCGCGGGCGCCGAGGGAAACUCCGCCCAAACAGGAGGACGAUGACUUUGAGACUCCCACCAUGUCCUUCGAGUCUUUCCUCACAUAUGACGCCCCGACGCCCGUUAAGAAGAAGAAGAAGCCUUCAUCAUCCUCCUCCUCCUCACACAGUCGACCAUCCCACUCUUCCUCCACGUCGUCCUCCCAUCGCUCACGCUCCCCUCCCCCCACCCCCACCCCCACCUCUUCCUCCUCUUCAUCCAAAGGGAGCAAAGCUAACGGCACGCAGAGCAGCAAGAGGCAACACUCAGGCUCCAGCUCGGCUUCAACGGAAAAACGCAAGAGGGCGGCUGAGAUCCCUGCAUCUCUCCCUGAGAUCCCUCUGCCAGCCAUCCAGCCCAACUACAGACCUCUGCCCUCCCUCGACGUCACUCCGCUGUCGCCUCAGAGACGGAAAGUUCCUGUCAGCAACGAUGAGGAGGAUUCCGGCUUCACAGGGAAGAGAUUCAACUCUAAGAUGACGGUCUACUCGGGAUCAAAGACCGCCUACCUGCCCAGGAUGAUGACUCUGUAUGAGCAGUGCAUCCGCGUACUGCAGAACAACAUCGACUCCAUCGCUGAGGUUGGAGGAGUGCCGUUUGAGAUCCUGGAGCCGGUGCUGGAGCGAGGCACUCCGGAGCAGCUGUACCGCAUCGAGCAGAGCAACCAGUGGUUUACGGAGGAAUCUGACGAGCUGUGGAUGCGUCACUGUCAGCGGGACUUUAAGCGCGAGUCUCCUCAGGAGUACGAGUCGUGGAGGGAGAUGUACCUGAGGCUGCACGACGAGCGUGAGGAGCGCCUCAGGAUGCUCACCCAGAACAUCUCCUCCGCCCACGCCAACAAGCCAAAAGGGCGGCAGGUAAAGAUGGCGUUUGUGAAUUCUGUGGCCAAGCCGCCGCGUGACGUCCGCCGCCGCCAGGAGAAGUUCGGCACCAUCAGCGGUUCUUCAGCCUCCUCCACCUCAGCGGCCGCUCCCAUAAAAAUAAGACCAGCCACCAUAAACUACUCUGCAGAAUCGAUGCGCUCCUCUUCCUCCCAAUUUAACCCUUCUGCAGGCGCGUCCCGCUCCUCAGCAGCAGCAGCAGCAGCAGGUGGAGGAGGAGCAGGAGGAGGAGGAGGAGGAGGAGGAGGAGGAGGAGGACCUGCCGCCAAGGACAAGCCACAGGUCAAAAAAAUCGCCCCCAUGAUGGCCAAAACUAUCAAAGCUUUCAAGAACCGAUUCUCCCGCCGAUAGUGUGAAAGAGACUGAAUGUAUUUUAUCAAUUCCAACUGUGUUUUUAAUUUUUUAUUUAAGUUGAGCAAAAUUGUAAUGAAGACCCCUUCAUCCCAACACACACACACAUACAUAAGUAAAUACACACACCAUCAUCUUUACCCAUCGAACAUAUCAUAGGAACUUUUCAGUAUUGCUUGAAACAUGGUUAGUUUUUUUAAAUGAAAUGACGGUCGAGGUCUGUGUAAAAACAAUGAAGUCAACCCCUUUUUACAAGACGCAAAGGACACACACACACACACACGCACACACACGCACUUGCAAACACACAGUCUGUUACUUUUUCUUGUUUUCCAGCAAACUUUAAAAAAAGGAAUAGCUCCACUCCUUUUGGGAAAGACUAUUUUUCCUAGUAAACAAAAAGAUUGAUACCAUUCAGGACUGUAUGUUAAAUAUGAAGCUAGAACCAGGAGACGCUUAGCUUAGCAGUCUAACUGGAAGCAGGUGGGACACAGCUAGCCUUGAUCUUUACAAAGGUAACAAAGUUAGUUGGAAACUACUACUAUUUUUGUACAUAUUGAAAAACUGAGAUAGCUUCAUAUGUGGUGGUAGGGUAAUGCUGAAAUGCUAGCUGUUUUUCCCCGUUUCCAGCUAAUGGCUUUAGCUUCACAGUUUAGCAUACACAAGAUGAAGGAGUCGAAUAAUCUUCUUAUGUAACUCUUGGCAAAAUAUAAAUGAGCAUUCUCCUUCAACUAAAAUAGCAAACUUUUCUUCAUGGGACAGAAAACAAUACUGAUUCAUUGAUGUUUUAAGAUUAGCUGUUUUUAAUCACGAUCAAAUGGUACACUACAUGAGGAAAAACUUUAGGCUACAUACCGUUGAAUUUUUUUAAUCUUAAUUGCAUGCAUGGUGCACGUCAGCCGAGACAAAAACUGGCUUGUCAAAGACCCUGCUUUUUAAAAUCAAACAAACAGAUGCAUAUUUAAACGUUUCUUUGUGUAGGGCUUUACUGAUAUCAGUCAACUACACACACGCACACACAAACACAUUGUAGACUUAUUUUUAACCCUCCUGUGGCUUCAGAUCAUGUUUUCCUGCUGUUGAAUGUGUGUGUCCCUGUUGUUAAUAUAUGCACACUGUGACAAAUGGCUUGAGGGGGAGCUGAAGAGACUGCAGGAGAGAAGAAGAACAUCAAGCAAACACAACAAUGGGGAAAUUAUGUAAUAGGACGUCUGCAGCUUCAGUUUCUACAACAUGAUGAUGAGAUGUAUUUAUUUUCAACACUGGGACCUGGUACCCUACAACAUGGGCCCGAAUGGAAUUAGAUUAAAAAUUGUAAUUUUAUUAGAUUUUAAUAAAUGUUAUAUGGUCAUUUUUAUUAAAAUUGACUUUUUGCCCUUCA